AUGUCCACAGCAGAUUUGAUGGAGAAUCUCAGGGAAGAACUGACUUGUUUCAUCUGUCUGGACUAUUUUACCAGCCCAGUGACCACCGAGUGUGGGCAUAGCUUUUGUCUGGUGUGUCUCCUGAGAAGCUGGGAGGAACAUAACACUCCUUUGUCUUGUCCUGAGUGCUGGAGGACCUUGGAAAUCCCGCAUUUCCAGCCAAAUGAGCGUUUGGGGAGGCUGGCUGGCAUCGGCAAGCAACUCAGAUCCCAGGUGCUGCAGAGUGAGGGCAACCAAGGUGGCUAUGAGAGAAUGCUGGCAGCCACUAAGGUGUUGUCUGAUCAUGAGCAGGGCGCAGAUGAUUUCUCAACCCAAGGUCAUGGAAUAAACAGAGUGAAUCUCUCGAGUGAGGCUGAAGAGCAUCACAAAGAGAAACUCCAGGAAAUCCUAAAUAUUUUGCGUAAAAAGAAAAAGGAAACUCAGAUUACAUUAACCCAUGAGAAGGAGAGAGUGAUACUGUGUAAGGAAGAGACAAAGACUUGUAAACUGGUUGUUGGGUCAGAAUAUGCAAAAAUGCACCAGUUCCUGAAGGAGGAGGAGCAGCUGCAGCUCCAGCUACUGGAAAUGGAGGAAAGAGACAACCUGAAGAAACUGCGGGACAAUGAGAUCAAGCUGACUCAGCAAAUGAGAAGCCUAAGCAAAAUGAUCGAACAGACAGAGUCCGCGUGUAAGAAUUCAACUAUAGAAUCUUUUGAGGAUGUGAGAGGAAUACUGGAAAGGAGUGAGCCUCUCUUGCUUCAGUGUCCAGAGGCCACCACCACAGAGCUGACUCUGUGCCGCAUCACUGGAAUGAGGCAGAUGCUGAGAAAAUUCAGCACAGAUAUAACUCUAGAUCCAGCCACGGCCAAUGCCUAUCUCGUCUUGUCUGAGGAUCUGAAAAGUGUGAAACAUGGAGGAAUCCGACAGCAGUUACCUGACAACCCAGAGAGAUUUGACCAGUCUGCAACUGUGCUGGGUGCUCAGCUCUUCACCUGCGGGAGACACUACUGGGAGGUGGAAGUGGGCAACAAGACCGAGUGGGAAGUGGGCAUCUGCAAGGACUCAGUGAGCAGAAAGGGGAAUCUCCCCAAGCCACCUGGGGACCUCUUCUCACUUAUAGGUUUAAAAAUUGGAGAUGAUUAUAGUCUUUGGGUCUCAUCACCUUUGAAAGGUCAACAUGUUAGAGAGCCAGUGCAUAAGGUUGGUGUUUUCUUAGACUAUGAGUCUGGACAUAUAGCAUUCUACAAUGUGGCAAAUGAGUCCCUCAUCUACAGCUUCCCUCCAGCCUCUUUUCAAGAGGCUCUCAGGCCCAUCUUCUCCCCUUGCCUCCCAAAUGAAGGGACAAACACAGGCCCUCUUACCAUCUGCUCACUGAAUAACCACGUCUGAGGGAGAUGCCCCCAGUCUUCUCUGAGAAUGAGAUCUAAGACCAAAGGAUGACUAUUAAUUAGGAUGAUUAAUGCAUUGACAGUAUUGACAUCAGGUGAUCUGAAACAAAAGCCCCUAACCCUGCCCCAAGAGUUUCAAUUAACUUGAGCUC
This is a messenger RNA of Vicugna pacos (alpaca), 1558 nucleotides long. It is a transcript of the gene TRIML1, whose product is annotated as tripartite motif family like 1. Gene Ontology annotation, molecular function: protein binding. Lineage: Eukaryota; Metazoa; Chordata; Mammalia; Artiodactyla; Camelidae. The record is from RefSeq and is a predicted model, not a curated record.